This is a messenger RNA of Haliotis rufescens (red abalone), 2357 nucleotides long. RefSeq lists its product as uncharacterized. The record is from RefSeq and is a predicted model, not a curated record. NCBI's taxonomy places the organism in Eukaryota, Metazoa, Mollusca, Gastropoda, Lepetellida, Haliotidae. The transcript is spliced from 6 exons. The coding region runs from base 860 to 1360 and encodes 166 amino acids.
UAUUACUACAAUAACAUAUGACGUCCUGUUGAUAGUCACAGGAAUUGAUAUAUUACAUGCAUUACGUGCUCAUGAUUGCUAGGCGUACAUUGCAUAUUUACCGUGCUUCAAGUUACAGUAUCUAUGCAGUGCUGUUUACAUACUCCCUGACAGAUCGGCUGUGUUUCAUAGUUAGAUAACUCUUCAAUACAAAACUACUUCCUUGUCUGGCAAAACACCGAGUGAACAGUGUGUGACCUAAAUGUGUACAUGAUGUUUCAUACUUUAUGAAAUAUAGAGGUUAACCAUCCUCCAGUGUACACUGUAUCGACUGACUGGGAUAAACAAGGAAUUGUUCAGCAAGUAUUUAUGGAUUGAUACAAGCUGUAAUAACAAGGGAUGUUCACGGAGAACGCCAUCUUUCUAUAAUAUCCAACAAUCUAGGAUUAUAAGUAUAACCGACUUAUUACUGAAAUCAGUUGGUGUUGAAAUUUCGUUGGCGGCGAGUCAAUGGGUUCUCGGCUCCCCCCUGCCUUGUUUUUGGUGUGUGUUAUAACAGGACAAACCAGAGGUUCUCUACAUCUGACCCCAUUUCCUACCAGGACAACGGAAGGGAACACCUACACCCUGAUGUGUAGCAGCACUGCAGGUAGUCGGAACAUACAGUGGUCGAGGAACAGUGAUCUCAUCGUACGUACACGUUAUGUGUCUGCUACUCGGUGUGAAGAAGAUGUAAUCAACCCCCCCCGCUUUCAACACAUUCCUGUCAGGACGUAUCAAUACCAGCUGCGAAUUUAACCAACACAAUGUAACACUCAGGAUCACCGCGCAACAAGACAAUGGCUCUGUGUGGAGGUGUGAGGAUACUGUGAAGGGCGACAUGAGCAACAACCUAACUAUAGUAAAUGCAGAAGAAAGUAGUGCAGCGUCGCCCGUCACAUCAAUGACAUCUCCGACAGCGUCAAGUGAACGUAGAACUUCUAUCAGCGAAGAGGUGAUGACUGUACGAACAACUUCUUCGCAAUCUUCCGUCACUUCAUUCAUAGACAGAACCACCUCAAACACAGAUACACCGAAUGUCGUCUACAUUGUCAUCGGAGUUAUAGGUGGAGCUGUAGUUGGCUGCGUCAUCACCGCCGCAGUCGUCAUCGCGUGGAUGAAGAAAAGACACAUGAGAAGAGAAGAAAACAUCAACACACCAAACAUCUACGAUUCAGCCUCCCAUUGUGAAGACAUGGAUCACCAGUACGGCAGCGUAGAGAAGCAGUACGUCAACACUGUGGAGGGUACAGAGACUGAUACUCCAGAUUAUGUGAACACAGAUGAAGACAAGCGGGACACAGCCUACUACAACAUAGUACAUGAUACAAACCUGCCUUGAAGGUCCCACAAAUACAGCAGACACCCCUAGAAGGAUUCUGUGAUAUUGAAGUAUUGCGAUCAGAAUGAUGUGAAUGAUCUAUGCAAUGGUUAAAAUGAAAUGUCCUGGAAUAUUCAAUAUUUACAAGACAAAUAUCCGUAACUCUCUACAUAAUGCAUGUACAUACUACACGUUUUGUGCACAUCAUAGUUGACGUCAUGCUGGCAUCAUUGUUGACGUCAUGCAGGCAUCAAUGUUGACGUAAUGUAGGCACCAAUGUUGACGUAAUUCAGGCGCCAUUGCUGAUAUGACGUAGUCAUCAUUCAUAACGUAAAAUAGAUACCAUUGUUGAUGUUAUAUUGACAACAUUGUUGCCGUAAUGCAGAUAUCAUUGUUGAUGUACUGGAGGCACCAUUGUUGACGUACAUUGCUGACGUAAUUUAGACACCAGUGCUGUUGUAAUGUAGACAACAUUGUUGUUGUAAUGUAGACAACAUUGUUGUUGUAAUCUAGACACCAUUGUUGUUGUAAUCUAGACACCAUUGUUGUUGUUGUAAUGGUGAUACCAGUGUUGUUAUAAUGUAGACACCUUUGUUGUUGUAAUCUAGACACCAUUGUUGUUGUUGUAAUGUAGACACCAGUGUUGUUAUAAUGUAGACACCAUUGUUGUUGUAAUCUAGACACCAUUUUUGUUGUUGUAAUGUAGACACCAGUGUUGUUAUAAUGUAGACACCAUUGUUGUAAUGUAGACGCCAUUGUUGUUGUAAUACAGGCACCAUUGUUGAGGUUAUGAAGAUGACAUUGUUGACGUAAUGAAGAUGUAAAUGUUGAUAUAAUUCAGGCAACAUUGUUGACGUAAUGCAGACACCAUUGUUCAACAAUCGGUCAAUGUCACAUCAAAUUUGAUAAGCAUGAAAGAAGCUCUAAAUGUGGGAGGAAUGGAAGAAUGCUUAUAUUAUGACAAGCAUAGAAGAUAUUUAACACGUGUAACAUUUUAUGAUAAUAAUAGAGGUUUGUA